GCCUCUGCAGCACGGCUCCAGGUCCCCUCCGAGCGUCGCGCACAGCUGGGAGGCGAGAUGCUCACUGUGGUGACCAGACAACCUUGCGGCCAAGAAGGCCGAAAUACCAUCCGAAUCCCAGUCAUCAUUACCACAGUGGUCUUGGCCGUGAGCAUUGUAGUGAUUGUAAUUCUCACAUUCGUCCAGGCUUUCCAUAAAGUGGUUGUCUCUCCGGAACCAAAGCAUGGAAUCGUGCUGGAUGCCGGGUCUACCAGAACUACAUUCUACGUGUAUCAGUGGCCAGCGGAGAAGGAGAAUAAUACUGGAGUGGUCAGCGAGACUUUCAGAUGUGAGGUGCAAGGCCCUGGGAUCGCCACCUAUGCCCAGAACCCUGAAGAAAUCCCCAAAAAGUUUGAUAAAUGCACGAAAAUGGUCCAGGAUCACAUUCCAGCCCACUUCCAUAACUCCACCCAACUUUACCUGGCGGCCACGGCUGGGAUGCGACUACUGAGGUUGAAAAAUGAAGAAGCAUCUAAUAAAAUCUUAGCAACCAUCGCAAAAUACUUCAAGUCCCAGUCCUUUGAUUUUCGGAGUGCUGAAAUUAUUUCUGGGGAAGAUGAAGGGUUAUAUGGAUGGAUUACAGUCAACUAUUUAAUGGGAAAUUUCCUGGAGAAGAACCUCUGGAAUAUGUGGGUACAUCCAAAUGGAGUGCAGACCACAGGUGCCCUGGAUUUAGGUGGUGCCUCUACCCAAAUAUCCUUCGUACCAGAGGAGCAGAUGCCAUCAGACACCAAUGACAGCAUACAAGUGUCCCUCUAUGGCUAUAAGUACACACUCUACACACACAGCUUUCAGUGCUAUGGCCGGAUGGAGGCUGAAAGAAGGCUUCAUGCAAAGCUUUUACAGGAGUCUGCGUACAAACGCAAUGUCAUCAAUCCCUGUUAUCCUCGGAAUUAUCAAUUCAAUUUCACUCUAAAGGAAGUAUUUGACAGCCCAUGCACAGCCAACAUGAAGCCUAGCAAUUAUAAUCCUAAUGAUGUUGUGAUUUUGGAAGGAACUGGGGAUCCAUUACAGUGCAGGAACAAAGUGGCUUCCCUGUUUGACUUCAAAGCUUGUGAUGGCAAAGAAAGCUGUUCCUUUAAUGGAGUUUAUCAGCCCAAACUUAAAGGAUCAUUUGGGGCCUUUGCAGGAUUCUACUACACAGCCAAUACUUUCAAUCUUUCUGGUAGUUUCCCCCUGAACACCUUCAACUCAAGUACCUGGAAUUUCUGCUCAAAGGAAUGGAGUCAGCUCCCAGGUCUGCUUCCCCAUUUUGAUGAGAUGUAUGCCCGCUCCCAGUGCUUCUCAGCCCACUAUGUCUACCACUUGCUUAUGAAUGGAUACAAAUUCACUGAGAAGAGCUGGCCUGACAUACAAUUUAUAAAAGAAGUGGCAGACAGCAGCAUCGCCUGGUCUCUCGGCUACAUGCUCAACCUGACCAACCAGAUCCCAGCCACGUGCCCCCUGAUCCACAUGGCCCUGCCGCAGCAUAUUUUUGUAGGCAUCAUGGUCUUCUUUGCAACGAUGGCCUUUAUGUGUCUGUUGUUUUUCGUGUACCUUUAUGUAUCAGCCAGGAAGCUGAGCAGCUCUCAGGUUGCCUUCAACAGCCCCACGAAUUCUGCGUGAGCUUUGAGGAGGUGCACUGUAGCCCGAAGGAGACCCAGCCUGAGUUCUAGCAGGCAACGCAAGUGAAACAUCUUCAGGAAUUGCAGCUAAAGUUAAAUACCCAGGUCAUGUGCCUCUAAGAUAAGGAUGCCAAAGCUCCUUUUGGGGAGUCCUUAGCUGCCCUGAGCACUUUGCUCCUCCAGGAACCCCACCCACUUGCUGACCUAUUGGGGAACAGAGGAGAGACCUCAAGUUCAGGUUUUUUAUUCCAAGUGGCCAUGGGGAAGAGAAGCUGAAAAUAUGACAGUUUAAUGUUGAAGAAUUGACCUCAGGACUCAGUUUGCACUUUUCAUCCCUCAGUAUUCCUCUUGGUGAGCCUGGAAACUGAUAGACACUCCUAGAGCCUUUGACCCAGUCACCUGCUCAUAUCCUUGUGCUGGUCUCUAAGUAAGCAACAUUAACACUUCCAUCCAUGCUGAACUCCCUUGCAUUGGCACAAUAUAGUGUCUAGGCGAGAAGAUUCUUUUGACCAUGGACAGUGGCCUCCGCCAGGCUCCUGCCAUGCAAGUAGAACCUGAAGGAUAGAAACACACAGAAAAUCUCAGAAAAAUGCUGCCAUUUCUAAGCUGGGUUCCUACUGGGGGCUACGGUCACUACAGUCCACCUGCGUGCGUCAUCCUGUCCCCCCCCUUGCGUCACUGUGUCCUCCUAUGAAGCACACUUACGCCUAGUGAGGCUGCCACGUUCCAGAUUGGGUUUUGUUUUGUUUGUUUUCAUUUUUGUUUUGUUUGCCUUUACUGGGCUGUUGCUGAAGACCAUGCUUGCGUUUAGCCAUGUGUCUGUGUUGCCCGCUGUUCUCACGGGAACCUUCGAUGUGACAUCUUCUGCUGUGAUUUACUUGCCAAUUGCUUUUCUGGAUCAUCUGCUUCUUUUCAUAGUAGUCAUACCUCCUGACUUUGAGGAAAGAAAGGAAAGCUGUAGAGGUAUUUUAACUUCAAAAAGGGGUAAGAAAGACUUCUGGCAAGUCCCCUGGCUACACAAACUGAAAAUGAACAUUAUUUCAGAUUGGUGUUGUUAGCUGAAUACAGAAUAAAGUAUUAU
Condylura cristata (star-nosed mole) is the source of this 2724-nucleotide messenger RNA. It is a transcript of the gene ENTPD3, whose product is annotated as ectonucleoside triphosphate diphosphohydrolase 3. Gene Ontology annotation, biological process: nucleoside diphosphate catabolic process. The record is from RefSeq and is a predicted model, not a curated record. The transcript has 11 exons. Bases 58 to 1644 code for a protein of 528 amino acids. Gene Ontology annotation, cellular component: plasma membrane. Gene Ontology annotation, molecular function: UDP phosphatase activity; GDP phosphatase activity. NCBI's taxonomy places the organism in Eukaryota, Metazoa, Chordata, Mammalia, Eulipotyphla, Talpidae.